Trichosurus vulpecula (common brushtail) is the source of this 3670-nucleotide messenger RNA. RefSeq names its product ELL-associated factor 1-like. Gene Ontology annotation, biological process: regulation of transcription elongation by RNA polymerase II; positive regulation of DNA-templated transcription. NCBI's taxonomy places the organism in Eukaryota, Metazoa, Chordata, Mammalia, Diprotodontia, Phalangeridae. The transcript has a single exon. Gene Ontology annotation, cellular component: super elongation complex. Bases 5 to 805 code for a protein of 266 amino acids. The record is from RefSeq and is a predicted model, not a curated record. Gene Ontology annotation, molecular function: transcription elongation factor activity.
GGCCAUGAACGGCACCGCGAACCCGCUGCUGGACCGCGAGGAGCACGGCCUGAAGCUCGGCGAGAGCUUCGAGAAGAGGCCCAAGUCCUCCUUCCACACCAUCCGCUAUGAUUUUAAACCAGCGUCCAUAGACACCUCUUGUGAGGGAGAACUCCAGGUUGGCAAAGGCGAUGAGGUCACAAUCACCCUGCCGCACAUUCCUGGAUCUACACCUCCAAUGACUGUGUUCAAAGGAAACAAAAGACCGUAUCAGAAAGACUGUGUUCUCAUCAUUAAUCAUGACACCGGUGAAUAUGUGUUGGAAAAACUCAGUAGCAGCAUUCAGGUCAAGAAGACCAGAGCUGAGGGAAGCAGCAAAAUUCAGGCUCGAAUGGAACAGCCCCCUGCUCGGGCACCACCUCCACCACCACCUCCUCCUCCUCCUGUACCAUUUAGAGCCCCAAUGAAACCACCAGUUGGACCAAAAACCUCACCUGUGAAAGAUAACCCUUCACCUGAACCCCAGUUGGAUGACAUUAAGAGAGAGCUGAGAGCAGAGGUCGAGAUCAUCGAACAGAUGAGCAGCAGCAGCGGGAGCAGCUCUUCAGACUCCGAGAGCUCCUCAGGCAGUGACGAUGACAGCUCUAGCAGUGAAGGGGACGAGCCGGCCGCCCGGGCCUCCCCCUCCCAGCCUCCUCCCCAGCAGUUCAGUCACAGAAACCCUGUGGCCAAUGGCACGAGCCGGCCCCCAGGAAACAACCAGCUGAUGAACACUCUGCGAAAUGACUUACAAUUGAGUGAGUCUGGCAGUGACAGUGAUGACUAGCCUCGGAGCUUCCUGCCUCUGUCCCUUUGGAAGGAGAUCAUGUGGUGGUAGCAGGACACAGCACCAAGGAGAGCGCCUGGGGAUUAGUGAGCACUGAGGGGCUGUCACCGAGCACCGGUGCUCUUGUAUAUACUAUGUGAAUACAGUUUUAAAAGUUUUACCUAGGUCUGUAGAGUAAAUAACUAGGAGGGCUGUUUUUGGUUAAUGUUGUGGAUGGAAACCUGAACAGUUGGGGGAGGGGGAAUCUUGGUCGUUGAAAGGCUGAGUGAUAGACAUCCUUGGCAGUCACGAGUUUGGACGUGUCAUCUUCAUUGCUGAAGCAAAUUAUUUGGCCUUUGCGGGGAAAGCAGCACCCCUGAAGUGAGUUCAGGCCUCUUCUAAUUAUUGCCCAUGUGGAGAUGAAGGCUGUAUCCUUCCUUGCCUAAUUAGACCUGACCUGUUAGGCCAGUGGAGACACUUAGGCAUAGACUUUUAGAAGUAGAGAGAACAUUGUAUGUGAUCCAGUCCAAGCAGGGAGGCUUAGAGAGGCAGAUGCACGUAGGUAGUUAAUUAACAGAGUAAAACCCAAGGCUCCAGCACUUUCUCUAUUGUACCAUAAUGCCUCCCAUUAUAUUUAAUCAAAUAUUUAUUCAGCACCUACUGUGUGCAGAGCUUAGGUAUGGAGCCCAAUCAGAUGCAUAUUGGAGCUUUGUGCCUAGACUGUGAAAGUCAAGACUACCAUUUUACUUCUAGUUUGAAUGUGAGCCAGUAGAAGUUGGCUCUAUCCAGGACAGGAGAACCCCAUAUGUAGGCACAGUGACUGGAUGAAAAAGGAGCUUUGAGUACUGAGUUGAUAAGGGAAAACCAUGAGCCCAUGUUCAGCCUUCAUUGGACAUAAUUGAUUCAGUGGAUUUUAAAAGGAAUGGGGUUUAAAAAAAGAAAUAAUUGGAAUGGCUGUGAGUAGUAGGGGUUAGAGGAGAAAACUACUGAACUAGAAGUGAGUUUUUAAAAAAUAUCCCAGGAGGAGUUAAGAGAGUACAUGAGAGGAACAUGACUCUCCUUGAUUUGGGGAUAGCCUCCUCUUCCCCCUGUGCUUUUAUACAACUGUUUAAAUUACAGGUUGUAUUUUUCUAUAGCUAGAAGCAAGACAAAAUAGGCCCUGUUUUGUACAGAUCUGCAAAAUGCCUAAAAUACUGACAAAAUGAAAAUGUUGUUCUGGCACAGCAAUCCUAAGUUCAAACUAAGUGUACCUUAUUGAGUGUACAUGCAAUAGGUCUCCAUACAGUCUAAGUGAACAUCCCAUUGCCUAUAAUUAGAAUACUGGCCAUAUAGAUUUUAAAUUAAUUUCUGGCCUGUUGCCUCCCUGGCUCAUGCCUCCUUUUCACCCCCACCAUUCCCCUACCUAUCAGCUCUUCACCAGUUCUGUAGUAGGAGAAUUUGAAUCUAGACAUGGGAUACAAGACACAUGGGGGAAGCUCAAAGGAAUACAAUUAAGUGGAGCCAUAAUUAGGGGGUAGAAGGAAGGGGAGAAAAACUCUGCUUUCCCCUUACAAAUUGUCCAAAGAGAGCCGGGAGUUCAAGUAAGGGGGAAUAAACCUCAUUGCCUUGUGACCUUUUAAGUACUUUUUGGUUCUUACCCAAAUCUCAGGCUUUUAGAUUGAAUUUAAUGGAGUAUAAGAAUUUAUUUAUAAUGAAUUGAUAAUUUAUUUAUAAUCUUUUGGUAGUGUUGACAUUAGAGGUGGACAAUACCAUUAUCAGUUUAUAUUAUUGCUGGAAAUAAGGAAUAUUUAAAUAUUUCACUGCUAUUAUUAACUUGCCCAAUUCUUUGAGCCAGAUUUCAGUCAUUUGAGCUAAGGUUUCCUGUAUAACCUUUUAAAUUUUAAGUAAAAACAAAUGCUAAAGGAAACAGGCAGGGCCUUGGUUCUGACAUCUCCAAGUCAAGGUUCAUUUGCUAAUCGUCAAAAAGGAUUGUGUAAACGCAUUAUUUGCACAUAGCGCUAUGGUUAGUUAUUCAGAUAUAGUAAACUGGUAGGGGAAACAUGGAGGGGAGGACAUUCCAAGAAUAUGCACACUUUGGAUGACAACUUGGACAUGGGAGCCAAGGAUGUUUUCAACAUUUUGAAGCAUCUUAUGGAAUUUUUCAAAUUUUCUUUUAUUUGUUAUUUGUCUCCCAUCCUUUUGUUUUUGUUUAGAGCCCGGUGGUCAUAGUGGAUAGUCAGAAAUCUCAGAACCCUGCCUUUUGGAAAUACUUGUUGGACAAUGCUUAAAUUUUACAUCUAACAUCACAGUAGGAUUUGGAUGCUAGCAAACUCGAGAGUUUUAGCUGAAACCAAGACUACUUAUUCUUUAUUUGCCUUUUGUCUGUAACAGUCUCCUGUUUUUCUGUGUGUAGUGUUUAUAUUUGCUUGUCUUUGGUGGUGGGAAAACUUAAGACUCCAGAAUCCCUUUUCCUCGAUUAAGAUAACAGAUUCAGUAGGAUGUGUGCGUGUGCGUGUGUGUGUUUGUGAUGUAUUUAUAUGUUGUUUUGAAAGAAAUAAUUGUCAUGUGGAUGUAUAUUAGAUGAUAGUAAAAAUGGAAUUAUUCCAGUGUGGUGUGGCUGAAGUAAAAGACCAGUAGAAUAAUGAUCACUUGCCACAGCCAUAGCCAUUUCCCCAUCAUCACUUUUGUCCCAAGUUCAUUUUAACAAGUUAACUUAAAGUUGUCUGGCUCUGUGAUUGCAGUUUUUAAAAAUCCUAUGCCUAGAGUUUAUUUUCAUAGCUGCUUUACUAUAGGGUAGAAAUAUGCAUGUUUACAUUUAUGUAAAAUAUUUGCAGUGUAAAGUUUUAUAGUUUACUCUUUUAAAAAAGUCACUAUAUUUAAAUGAGAAAUUAAAGUCAGCAAUUCUUC